AUGUCGACGACGCAGACACCCGAGAUCUUGCGAAUUGCCAUCUCGCCAAUCAUCCCGCCCCCUCACCCUUCCACCCCGUCGAGCAAACGCAAAAUCACGCCCACUGCCGAACAGUCGUCUUCAAAGAGAUCCCUGAUCGUCACCACGCCCAAGAAGAGUCCCGGCCCAAACCUCACACUGGGUGCCCAAAUCUCAAUCAAGUCUUUCUCGUCGCCGACACCGCGGUUCCCGGGCGGCUCGGCAAGGGUGGUCCAAUAUAGCAAGCACGCCCCCCCAUCCCCAUCUCCAGCAAAGAAGGAUGAGACCUGGCAUACCCAGCACAUCCUGCUGCCAUAUGACUUGCGGGACCCGAAGGUCCGGCUUGAUAGUCCCGAGGUCCAAACCCUCCUCCGAAACAUCUUUCCCAAGUGCGAAAACAUUGCCGAGCCUCGGUUCCGGUCCCAUCUCAUCUUCCAGGUCGAGGAGUUGCCCUCAGCACCCUGGCCGCUGACCAUUGGCGGACUGCCGUUCACAUUCAUCGAGCCCAACAUCAAUAAUCACGGCCUAAUUUUCCCCCGGUGGAAGUUCGCCAACUUCACCAUUUCCGUCCGGCCCGACUUUAACCUCACGAGCCUUUCUACGAACCUUUCCGGCACAGAUCUUUGUGAUCUGGCACGUAGUACCAAUGCUGAGAUCCAGAAGAGGUUGCCAGGUAUUCACCUUAUCGAGCUCAUCUUUGCGGCUUCGCACGCAUUCUAUGUGGUACUCGCAGACAACGUCAACAUCAACCCGAUACUUGUCAAGCUUCCCGGAAAGAUCGCAAACUGUCCUGUGAGCUAUCUCAACAUCAGGGACCUUAACCGGCCGGCCUAUGUCGAUCUACCAGCCAAACGACAAGUGAACCCUGCCCCACUCAACCAAGUGGUCGACGCUACUGCAUAUAACACCCUGAGACCAGGGGUGAUGAUCAACAGUGUGGUAUUGAAGGAACACGGCCAUCCUGCCACCUUUUCCACCACCUCCGGCGUGUUCGUCAAGAACAGUGUCGGCAAUCGUUUCAUGACUGUGGCGUCUCAUGGCGUGGGCCAGAAUAUAUGGCAGCCACAUCGCCCCCACCGCACGGUGGGCAAGCCCGUGGUGGAAAUCCCAUCCACCGAUAUCAGCCUGGUCCAGCUGGAGGCCGGGGUACCAUUCGCCGCCGAGACCUUUGAGGAUGCCGAUGGCGUAAUACCUCGAUUUUCACGUUUUGUUGCCCCAAACGAAGCAGUCGAAUUCAAUAGAAUUCAUCUCAACAGCCCAUUCACAGGGCAUGUAGAGGGCAAUGUUGUGGCGCAGUCAGCCAAGCUGCAAAGUCAAUCAUCGCACCCAACCGAAAACAGGCUCAAAGACAACUAUGUGCUCUAUCAGUGGCAUAUCCUGGGACAAGGGCACGGAUCGGGCCAGCACACAACGCCCCCAGAUGGCACGUGUGGAUCGGCCAUCUAG
Molecule: messenger RNA, 1464 nt
Organism: Capronia epimyces CBS 606.96
Lineage: Eukaryota; Fungi; Ascomycota; Eurotiomycetes; Chaetothyriales; Herpotrichiellaceae
Exons: 1
Coding region: 1-1464 (487 amino acids)
Source: RefSeq, a predicted model, not a curated record